AUGCGCAUGCAGUUCUGGAGAGAUUCGCUCGAUAAGGUCUUUGCAGGGGUGCCUCCACAGCAGCCCGUUGCUUUGGCGCUCGCCUAUGCCAUCCAGGAACAAGAGUUGUAUAAUCAACAGCAACAGCAAGGUGGAUCAACCCCGGGUACUGGAAACUCGGAGAUGUCACUGAUCUGGUUCAAGCGCAUGAUCACAGAGCGAGAGCAGAAUCUGUCUGAUCCACAGUUCAUGACUCUUGGUCAGAUGGAGACGUAUUGCGAAAACACAUUUGGAUCGCUGCUUUAUCUGCAGCUGGAGUCUGUUGGCGUUAAGUCCCUGGAGGCGGAUCAUGCGGCCAGCCAUUUGGCCAAGGCUAUGGGUAUCGCCACUAUGCUGAGGGCGUUCCCUUUCCAUAUGCAACAGAACCGGAUGAUCAUCCCUGCUGAGAUUACUGCCAAGCACAACUUGUCGCAGGAGGCACUUUUCAGGAACCCAGCGAUAACCCCAGCACUACAGGACUCAACGCACGAGGUCGCAUCAGCAGCGCAUGUACAUCUUGCGACAGCACAGUCGUAUAUGGACAACUUGCCCAAAGCAGCUCUCCCUGUGCUGAUGGCGGGCAUUCCAACAGAGUCAUAUUUGCAGCGGUUAGAGCAAGCGGAUUUUAAUCCGUUGGCACCAAACAUCCAACAGCGCGAAUGGUUCCUGCCUGCGAAGCUGUGGUACCGCUGGCGACGGGGCAAACUCCUAGACAUCAAGUAG
Molecule: messenger RNA, 741 nt
Organism: Gamsiella multidivaricata
Lineage: Eukaryota; Fungi; Mortierellomycota; Mortierellomycetes; Mortierellales; Mortierellaceae
Product: Squalene/phytoene synthase
Exons: 2
Coding region: 1-741 (246 amino acids)
Biological process (GO): mitochondrial respiratory chain complex I assembly; biosynthetic process
Cellular component (GO): mitochondrion
Source: RefSeq, a predicted model, not a curated record